AUGAUAUCGGUCUCUUUCACCGUUGCUGAGUCCGACGCAGACUUCAAUCAUCUCUCUGUUAAUCAUCCAAAAGACGCCUUAGAAUCACGUCCACUCGUGCCUCCUUUGCCUACAUCUGAAUACAUUGUCCCCAUAUUAGCAAUACAAGUCACCGUUUUCCCAAAUAAUGGCUUUUGUAUCGGGGCCACACAUCUCCAUUCGAUUUGUGAUGGAAGAGGAUUCGCCCACUUCAUGAGGACAUGGGCUACGAUCUCCAAGUUAGGAGCUUCAUCUCUCUUACCUGAAUCCCUACCAUUCUUGGAUAAGACUGUGAUCGAGGAGCACGACGACGAGGGCAUCUUAAAGCUAUUCUUGGACGAGUUGGAUAGAUUCAUGGGUUCGGGGAAUCGAAGAUUAAGAGUGAUGGAUAUCGAACUCCAACCCAAUAUGGUUCGAGCUACAUUCAAGGUAAAUGAACCGAGUUGUAGGAGACUCAAGGAUUGGUUCUUGGCUCAAUACAAGAAAGAUGAACAAAUUACACAAAAACAAUCAAUUCCUCCAUCAACAUUGAUGGUGAUUUGUGCUUACACUUGGAUUUGUUUGCUUAAAGCAGAAGCAAAAGCAGGAGUGUCCAAGACUAACAACAUGACUCGCUUUGUGUUUAACGUGGACUGCAGGGUUCGGCUGGACCCUCCAAUUCCAAAAACAUAUUUGGGUAAUUGCGUCAGACCUUGUGUGGUGAUUGCAGAAAAGACUAAUUUGAUGAGAGGAGGAGUAGUGGUAGCAGCACAGUUGAUAAGAGAUGUGGUUCAUGAGAUGAUGGAUAAAGGAAUUUUGAGAGGCAUGGAGCAUAGCGUUUCAGAGUUGUUGGAAUUGGAGUCUGGUCGAAUUUUGGCUGCUGCUGGGUCACCAGAAUUUGGGUAUUACAAGACAGAUUUUGGGUUUGGGAAGCCAAAGAAGGUGGAAAUGGCAUCUAAUGAUAGAACAGGAGCCAUGUUUUUGAAAGAGAGCUCUAAUGUUAAUGUAGAUGGUGGGAUUGAGUUUGAUUUGGUUCUCGACAGACAAGAAAUGAAUGCCUUUAUUUCUGUGUUUGUUGAUGGGUUUAAUGCUAUGAGUUAUGAGCAUUCUUUAUUGUGGCCCUCAGCCCCUCGCUCCCUUCUCUAA
This is a messenger RNA of Telopea speciosissima, 1143 nucleotides long. RefSeq names its product phenolic glucoside malonyltransferase 1-like. Bases 1 to 1143 code for a protein of 380 amino acids. The record is from RefSeq and is a predicted model, not a curated record. The transcript has a single exon. NCBI's taxonomy places the organism in Eukaryota, Viridiplantae, Streptophyta, Magnoliopsida, Proteales, Proteaceae.